Molecule: messenger RNA, 6512 nt
Organism: Schistosoma haematobium
Lineage: Eukaryota; Metazoa; Platyhelminthes; Trematoda; Strigeidida; Schistosomatidae
Product: Ribonuclease H2 subunit A
Exons: 8
Coding region: 1622-2230 (202 amino acids)
Biological process (GO): mismatch repair; DNA replication, removal of RNA primer
Cellular component (GO): ribonuclease H2 complex
Molecular function (GO): RNA binding; RNA-DNA hybrid ribonuclease activity
Source: RefSeq, a predicted model, not a curated record
AUUUUACUCAGUUUUCUUCCGUGUUUUCACAUCAGUGUUCGUCUCAUGGAUUUACAGAUAUUAAAAAUUCGAUUUAGUCCCUAGACUUUCCAAGAUUAUAAUUUCAGACGACCAGUCCUAUAUGAAACGUUCAUUCGUACUAAGUUUGUGCGCGGUGAUUGAAAUAAGAUCACUAUUUUGUUUUCUUUCUAUUGCAGGGCAAGCAAGAAUAAACGCUUUAGAAGAAGAAGAGCAAGCCCUGCACGCACUAAACUUACAGGAUGACUCAUAAGACCGUUUUGUAAACUAGCUCUCUUUCGGGACAUACCCCGCGAAAUUUUAAUUUUUAAAAUAAACGUCUAUUGGCCUCCCUUCCUCGUUCUCUCUGUGGUGUAAAGUGUUCAGUUAACAUUGUGUGUGUUGUGGCUUUAGGUCUUCCCGUCUUCCAGUGACUGCUGACUACACGUGUUACAAUCACUGCUACUUUUUAGAAUGAGAGGCUAUGUCGAUAAAAUAGCUAUGUAUUCGAAUCGUAUAUUCCCAUUUCUUUCCUUAGUGUUCGGACGUUAAGAACCAUCACGAUCGUGAUGGUUCUUAAUUAAAAUGGUAGGCUGGUCAGUCUUCUGUCACUCCAGAAUUUCAUAAUUUCCCCGAAAGUUUUGGAAGUUUCACCAAAAUAAUGUGAAUACUUUGGGAGAAGAUUUAGACUAGGGGAAUUUCGGGGCUUUCAGUCGCACUUUUUGUCUAUUGAAGCCUUAAAAUUUAUCACUUAAGUGGUAAUAAUUUCCCCCAUAUCCGGGAAAUUGGAGAAUGAGAAAUUAAGCUUGAGAGUUUAUUUUAAAUGCUAAUGGACUCCCACUAUCUGUGUAGAGAAAUCAGAUACUGUGAACAUUCGUAUGCAUUGUCACUUGUAUAAUUUCCAUUAAUUCCACAUACAAUCUUGUGUGUUUGAUAGUCCCUCUUCUCACUUUAACAUUUAGUAUUGUACCGUGUUAUAAUAUACCCGUUACAUAUUUGGCGAGUCUGCCAGAAUGCAAACGUCUCAGUGGCAAAAUGUGGGCUUAUUCUUCGCCAUAAUUAAUGUAGGAACAAUAGUUGAUGCCUUGUAACAAUUUUAUAUUAGUAAUUCAAACUCUUAUUAUUCACUCAUUUAAACUCGUAAUUUAACAGCCAUCACAUACAUUCAUUACUGGAUGACUCUCAUGAUAGUAAAGACAUUAGAAUUGCAACUAUUAUAUCUCGAGUUCAAAUUUUCGUUCCACUUUCAAUGGAGCAAAACUGUGUAGUGUCACCAGCCUUAAAACGUGGAUGAAAUAAGUUAUGGAACGUGAGUUCGGUUACCAAGUUAUAUUCGGAAACAAUAUUUUCGGAACCUUUAAGGCCAGUUGCUUCUGUGUUAGCAUCUUCAUUAUAAUUCUGUUUUCGCUUUCCUAACAGUCAUCUGUCUGUAUUUUAGGAGACAUCGGACACUGAAUUUAGUGAUGAACCUUUGCUGAAUAGUAAUGAUUCUGCAUCUGGCAGUUUACCAAAAGCUGUGGCUAGAUAUGAAACAAGCUUGUCCGAAGCAGCACUUAACUGCAAGAAAAACUACAAAUUUGAAUUGUUGGAUCUUUUGACAACAUCUACUAAGUCAAACCAAUGUAUGCUUGGGAUCGAUGAAGCUGGAAGAGGUCCAGUCCUUGGCCCUAUGGUUUAUGCAUGUGCCUUGUCACCAAUAAGUCGGUUGAAUGAACUAAAAACUAUUGGACUUGCUGAUUCAAAGACAUUAAAUGAAAAUCAACGUGACAAACUUCUUAAAGAGAUGUUGAAUAAAUGUGAUUGGAUAUCAGCUGUCGUCCAUGUGAUUAGUCCUGUAUACAUUACCGAGAAAAUGCUAGAUAAGUCGAAAACUAGUUUAAAUGCUAUAUCUCAUGAUUCGGCCAUACAACUUAUUCAAUCAGUUCUUAACAGUGGAGUAAAUUUGGUUGAGGUUUACGUUGAUACUGUUGGCAAAGCUGAACAUUAUCAAACUAAACUACAAAAUCUUUUUCCUCAAUUAAAAAUACGUGUUGAAAGCAAAGCUGAUGAUAUUUAUCCAAUCGUGAGUGCUGCUAGUAUCUUCGCAAAAGUUACUCGGGAUCGAGUUCUUCAAAUGUGGCCUAAAGAAGAACGUGGGAGUGUACCCGAAGGCACUGGUCUUGGUUCUGGCUAUCCAGGUGGUAAGUUUUCAUCUUUUAUGUUAUAUAUUAAAGAUCGGAUUUGUUAUAUUUAAAUUUUACUCCCUUUCAAGUAAGAAUACAUUUAGUCAAUUAUAAUUGUUUCAAUUGAUUGUUAUAUUUGUUGCAAUGGACGUAUGUUAUCGUCUUAUGAUCUUCAUUUCUUGUUCGUUCAUUAACUGACAAGAAAUAACUUAUCAAGAUUUAAUAUUUCGACUUAUUGAACUAUACCUUGAGGUCCAUUUUAUAUAAUCGCUUUCGGUUUAGCUGAACUAUGAUUGCUUGAUUUCUAAAUCUUUUCAGUUAAAAUUUAAACAUUGGUCGCGUCAGUAAACUGUAUGUUCGAUUAUCUGACUUUUUUGUUAAGUCACUUAAGCCGCCAUAACAUGGCUAGUGAACUGUUGGAUAACUCGGAUCUUGUUCGACAUGGUUUAGAAGUAACCUCAAUAUUGACAUGCAGUUGUGUUUUCUCUAAAUUUUAAGCUUAUUUAUUAUUUCGGGUCAACAAUUAAUCGGCAGUAGUUCAGUUUCCUUACUACCAUAAACUUUUAAAAGAAGAUUAUUGGUUUUAAAGUAAUGCAAUUAAGUAUCCCAUGUGAAGCUAGGUGAACUUAUUUUUGUCGGCAAUAUUCACAAGUUUUCUAAUUGUUUAUGGAUCACCUAUUAUUGCAACUUCAUUCAAUGGAUUCCGUGAAACCUAUUUAUCUUUGAUUGUAAUGUUGAAAUUUAUGAAAGUUCUUUAGUCAAAACCAUUACUUAAGUCGGUCUGGAUGUACAGUGUUCACACAAGAAAUAGGAAAUUGAUCGAUCAAUUAAUUAUAAUACCUCAACUAAUUAGGAGAUUAAGGUGUGAUACUCAGUCCGUUAGUCAAACGCAACAUGAAACCUGGUAUUUAUGUACAUCGCUUCAAGCUGCCACACCCCAUUAAAACAGCUAGGUGACAUUGUCAGGGAAAAUCCCAGAGUGGAUACCUCGCCUUCGCCAUAGGUGACGUAAUUUGGCAGAAACCAAACGAGCUUUCUGAAUCAGUGCAGAGAUUUCGUCAGACACCAACCCAUUAGGGCUGGUCAGACUUUCAAGAUAAGUGAAGUUGUCGACGCGUUCGACUAUUUCACUCUCUAUCCUUAGUUCAGGUAUUGAUGCAAGCCAGUCCUGAAGCAACAACUUGCAUUUAGAGGGGGAGAAACGCAUCCAAUCCAAUGAGCCUCCAACUUUAAAUCCAAAAGCAAUAACUUUGGCUAUCUAUCGGUUAAAUGCUCUCUUCCAUUCCUUUCGUGGUUAAAAACUCCAUCCUUUAUUUCCCGGUUCCAUUUUUCCUACAUUAAUAGUAACUGACAGUUACUGGAACCAAUAGCUUUAUGAACACCUUCCUUUAUGCAAAAUACGGUAAGUUCAUAUUUCAUCUACUAACCAAGAGUCUAAACUUUUUCCAAACUGUUUUAUGGGACGACUACUAAAAGUACUUCGCCAUGAUAUAUCAUUAUUGGGAAAUGGGGACGUACACAUACGGAACAAGAGGAACGAAAAAGGCCUUCUUUGGUACCACCUACAAUCUUAGUUCAAAGUAUUUGUAUUUUGAUUUAAUAGAUCCCGUCACCAAAAGUUAUUUACGUGCAUGUAUGGAUCCAGUUUUUGGUUUCCCGUCUCUUGUGCGAUCUAGUUGGUCAACUUCAUCUUCUCUAUUAGACCAACAUGGUGUAUCAGUUAGGUGGUAAGUUUCUCUCUAUACUAUCUAAGUGUAUGUGCCUUCAUCUUCCAAAUAAAAUAAUUUCAGAGGUUUUAAACACUCUAGAAAGCAGUAAAUAUCACAUUAUCUGUGGUAAAUUGCUGACUAGAAGUUGACUUCAUCGAAGUUAACCCCAGUUAAGACAUAUGUCCACUUGUAAUAUUUUGAGACAGUAAUAUUCAAUAUAUUUUGGCUUCAAAUUUAAAAUUAAUUCACUGGCUGGACCAUUAUUUAUGGACAAACCAAUCAAAUUAAGGUGGCUACUUGUGUAUCUGUGCACGAAAUACAUUCAUCCGUGUGGCUAAAUAACAUUUUGACAUUAUCGUUGGUGUCAGUUCGUAAUGACAACUUUAACUUCAAUACCGAACUCUAGCUUACAACUCUAACUCAAUCCUAAUUCCUCGCACCAAUUUUUAACGCUAUUUUGAUUUUUUCCUCAACUGAGAGUUUCUUCAUUCAUCAUAUCAUCAUCAUUAAUUGCUAUAUACAUAAAUUUGUUUGCUUAAGUUAUUUUGAAACAAAAAUCGUUGUACAUAAUGUCACUCUGCUAACUCCAAGACCUGAUAAAUAAUGUAAAAGUAUAAAAUGACUGAUUUCCAAAGUUUAUCUCUUUUUAAAGUGUUGACUAUAUAUACUUCCGUUAGAUAUAUGGAAUAUUAAAAAUGUGUAACACCCAGUUUCAAAUCCAAUCUUAAUUCUUCAUCUUUAAACACUAGUGUUGUAAUUGGUACAUAUUUAUCUUUCAUAGAAUAAAAUGUUAUUGUAAAUCAACUACAUUUUAUACGAUGAUAAUUUUGUAAACCAAAAAUAAAUGUAAUCAUCUCGUAGGUUAGUCUACUCUUUUGAUGAUUUAAUUCUCUGUCAAUCAUGAUCAAAAUGUUCGCCAGCCCAAGUUGCCAUAUGAUAUCGUUACGGUGGGAUAAAACUACCUAGGUGAAUAGAGUAAGAUUUGAAAUUAUCAUGGCAUAGUGAGAAAGACUAAAUAUUGGUGAGUAUGAUUUUAAAAAACUAGGUAUAAAUUAUUUACUAAACAUUGCAACUCAGGACUCAGCAAAGAAACAUUAACUCCAAGGCGUGUUACCCAACAUCUCCAGUCACUGGUCCUUGUUUUUGGGUGUAUAGUUCGCAAUAAAAUUCCAGGAGAAGAUUAAGUAUUUGAAAAACAACCAUUAAAAACUAAGGGUCCUUGAACAUACCUUCUGUCCUGUUUUUUAAACUAUUCACCACCUGAGACUUUCGGGCUACACGAGAAUAGUGUUUGUUCCAAUUAGCGAAAUCGGGAUACAUGUCAAUGAAAAGCCUCAAUAGAUUUCUAUGACAAAAAUAUUAGUAUGACUGUUCGUCUAAGUGUUUCAACGUAUUUCUAAAGUAAGAGGCUUUGUAGAAAUGAAAUUUUCCUGAUUUUCUCGUUGUGUUAUUUUUUAAAAAUUUAAAAUGUUUAUUUUCCGACCUUUUUUUAAAAAAUACCAAUAGGGAAGAUGAUGAAACACACGAAGAAGUAAUUCAAGCUAAAAAACUUGCACGAAAACGCGAACAUUCAAAAGGUACUUGUAAAUUAUCUAAUUAUUUCAAUAAUGCUCAGUCGAGAUCGUCCACACCUGAUGCGUUACAGAGACAACCAUUUUUUGUACGAACUGGUCUUGUGCAUGUUCAGACUAUCACAUAAAUUUUAUGAGAUAUAUUAUGUAUAAUUUUCUUUGUAUCGAUGUUUCAUCAUAUUUCUCUAAUAAAAUCGAUCUCUGAUAACCAGUUACAUUUCUUCUGUGCGAUUUAUGUCACUGAUCUGAAAAAAGAGGUAAAAUAUCAAAUUUUAAAUAUGACAUGAGAAUGUUUACUGUUCACCAGAUAAUCUCAUAAUUCCCCCGCAAUUGUAAUCCAAAUGUAACGUCAAGCAUAUAUUUUUUGUUGUGAUGGAGAUUUUUUUACUGUGAUAGUGAGUUUUUCUCAAACUAAGGUGAGCAGGUGUUUAUAAGAUGGGCAAACACAAAUUCGACUUCACUUCACUUCAAGGAGAUUGUACCUAGUAGAACAUUUAGUCAAAAAAACUAUGCCAAACUGACUCAAUCGGUUUUGUUUCAUUCAAAAGAAUCAUUUAUUGUAAUGUUAAGGAUUUCACUAAAUAGAACGUGGGGAUUAUGUUUACAUUGAUACAUGAUCUAACACGUGAAUAAUGUUUAUUAGUAAGAUCGAUACUACUACACCUUCAUGUUAUUCGUCCUAUUUCUUACAAACGCUGACGUGGACCUGUUCAACAUGAACAAAAUACAACUGAAAUAUUGCACUGUUGUCUUUCUAUAGCUAUGGUCAGGCCGUCUGAACAAACCGUCUCUUCAGCUUAUAAGUAUAUCCACGUGAUCAUUUUAUGGAUAGGAUGGUAUUUCAUUUGUCAUGCUUACGCAAAGUUCAAUACAAAUGAGGAUCGUCAGAAGAUUCAUUUAAUAGAGUCAACCAUGCUACAGAAGAUGAAGUGGAGCUAUCAGAUGAAAUAUUGUUAAGAAAUAGCUACUCAUUAAAAUUCACAGACUAAUGAAGUGACCAUGAUAUGUUGAGGCUUAUUAGUUAUUUAUAACGAAUCAUUAAUAUUCACAUCUUAGCAUUCAGAGCAGGGUGU